Messenger RNA from Xyrichtys novacula (pearly razorfish), 10098 nucleotides. NCBI's taxonomy places the organism in Eukaryota, Metazoa, Chordata, Actinopteri, Labriformes, Labridae. The record is from the annotation of a GenBank genome assembly.
CCUCCGGUGGCCAAAACUGUAACUGCAUAUGGAUUAAUGAAGAUUGUGAUGAGACGCUAAGGAGCAGGAGUCAGAGUGACAUUUCUGCAGCUGUUUGAGGACGAACCGUGAAGAGAGGCUGAUUAUGGCGACGGAAAAACAAAAGAUGGACAAUCGAGAAACAAACUAAACUCUGUCUGAACAAACACAGAAUCUCUCUGAUAGUUUUAGAUGGAGAAGAAGAAGAAGAUGGGUUUUAAAGCGCUUUAUUGUGUCUGGAUCAUCUUCUACUCAGGUAAGAAAGAGAAAUCUCCUUUAAAGGACUGAAUCACUCUAAAGUACGGGGUUUCUUCUUUUAAAAAGUACCAAACUAAACACUUUUUAGUCCUAAUGAGCACUUUAGUGAGGUUUAAUAACAGUUUUUAGAGGAAUAAUCGGUAAUUCAGUGAUUUCAUAAAAAACUGGAGCUUAAUAUUUUUUACAGCAUUAAAAAGGAUUUUAAGUCUUUUACUGAUCAGAAAACUGUCAAUAUUGUCAGUCUAAGACACAUUAUUACAAAGACUGUAAAGUAAAAUGUUAAAUAUUUAUUUAAAAAUAAAAUAAAAAGAUGACUCCACAUUUUAGUUAUUUCAAAUCACAAAUAAUGUUAAUUAUUGUUGCAUUUUACUGCAUGUUAAUGCUGUUUAUUGUAUCAUCACCAUUAUAGUUGUUAUUAGUAGUAGUAGUAGAUGUGGUGGUAUUUUGUUCGUGUAUUAUACUGAUAAGCAAAUCUCUUAUGUUUUAAAACAGAGAAAGUUUUAUGGGCAGAAAAAUCUCCAACAAGAAUCAAGUUGUCACCUUUUUUGUGUUUAUCAGAUCAUUUUUUUAAACAUCAACAUUUCUUAAAAGAUAUUUUAGAGUCAGACUGAAAAUCAAUGAAACCCUCAAAGACUCUCGUUCAACAUCAGACGACAGCAGAAAGUAUAAAGUCAUCUUAAACAGCUGAUCAGAGGUGGAUUCAGCAGAAAAGUCCUCUUUGGUUUCAUUUGCACUAAAAACUCAAAUUUCAACAAUAACUUGUGAUACUAAUGUGGACUUUUCUACGUGUCCCUGUUUUUAGUAGAGAUAAUUCAGUUUCAGUGUUUUGCUGUUAAAAAUUCAAUGACUGUCAGAUGUUUCACCUUGUUGCAGAUCUUCUUUAUACCUGAGAGGAAAGUGAACCUCUGACACCUGAAAAGAUUUCUCUGAUGAUCCCACUGAGAGCAGCAGCCGUGCCUCUGAAUUCAGGUUCAAAGUCUUUAGAAAAGGACAAUUACACAUAAAAAAACAUCUUUGAGCAGCGGCAGCGUAGAGACAAACACAUGAUUGUUGGGAUCGUGACAGCAGAGUGAUCUGAUGUAAAGGAGGUGGAGAUCAUAAAGAAAGAGUCUGUGUUUUUCAGUCCUGAAUCAUAAUCCUUAAAAACAUGUUAUCUGUGUCUGCUGCUCUGGCACCGCCUCACCUGAAACCUCCUUUUCUGGAUUAUAAAUAGACGAUAUAAUCUCAGGAACUGGCACCACACACAGUUUGUGCUCUUGGCUUGUGGUUUCUUGCACGGGUUAAUCCUGAAUUGCUCGCCGAUGAUGCCAGACUGCUCGCCAAAGUUCAGAGGGAAAAACGAUUGAUGCUCCUGAAGUGAGCAGAAACAGGAGAAGAGGUUUGAGCACGUGCCGCCUCCCUCCGCCCGCGAGACAAAUCAAAUCACAGCGACACAAAAGGUUGAACAGCAGAGAUUCGAGAGGUUUAUUUCAAGCAUGAAAUGAUGACUGAUGACUGCUGGGAAAACUUGGCUAAGUGUUGCUCAAUUAUCUCCAACUGUUCUGCUGCGUAACGUGGAAUUAAAAGAGGAUCCGCCGUAGAUCAGGGCGAGAAUCUCCGACGUUUUAUGAACAAUAAAGUUCAGGUAAUUGCUUUUUUCCAGAGAGAGGAGACACAAGAUUUUUGACCCUCUCAGCUAAAACACCCCGAGCAGAAGGAGGGGGGAGAGAGAGAGAGAGGGGGAAUAGUCCUUUAAAGAGGGGGAAUAGACCUUUAAAGAGGGAGAAUAGUCCUUUAAAGAGGGAGAAUAGACCUUUAAAGAGGAGAAAUAGUCCUUUAAAGAAGGGGAAUAGACCUUUAAAGAGGGGGAAUAGUCCUUUAAAGAGGGAGACUAGUCCUUUAAAGAGCGGGAAUAGACCUUUAAAGAGGGGGAAUAGACCUUUAAAGAGGAGAAAUAGUCCUUUAAAGAAGGGGAAUAGACCUUUAAAGAGGAGGAAUAGACCUUUAAAAAGGGGGAAUAGUCCUUUAAAGAGGGAGAAUAGUCCUUUAAAGAGGGGGAAUAGUCCUUUAAAGAGGGAGAAUAGUCCUUUAAAAAGGGGGAAUAGUCCUUUAAAGAAGAGGAAUAGUCCUUUAAAGAGGAGAAAUAGUCCUUUAAAGAGGGAGAAUAGUCCUUUAAAGAAGAGGAAUAGUCCUUUAAAGAGGAGAAAUAGUCCUUUAAAGAGGGAGAAUAGUCCUUUAAAGAGGGGGAAUAGUCCUUUAAAGAAGAGGAAUAGUCCUUUAAAGAGGAGAUAUAGUCCUUUAAAGAGGGAGAAUAGUCCUUUAAAAAGGGGGAAUAGUCCUUUAAAGAAGAGAAAUAGUCCUUUAAAGAGGGGGAAUAGUCCUCUAAAGAAGAGGAAUAGACCUUUAAAGAGGAGAAAUAGUCCUUUAAAGAGGGGGAAUAGUCCUUUAAAGAAGAGGAAUAGUCCUUUAAAGAGGGAGACUAGACCUUUAAAGAGGGGGAAUAGUCCUUUAAAGAGGGGAAAUAGUCCUUUAAAGAGGGAGAAUAGUCCUUUAAAGAAGAGGAAUAGUCCUUUAAAGAGGAGAAAUAGUCCUUUAAAGAGGGAGAGUAGUCCUUUAAAGAGGGGGAAUAGUCCUUUAAAGAAGAGGAAUAGUCCUUUAAAGAGGAGAAAUAGUCCUUUAAAGAGGGAGAAUAGUCCUUUAAAAAGGGGGAAUAGUCCUUUAAAGAAGAGGAAUAGUCCUUUAAAGAGGAGAUAUAGUCCUUUAAAGAGGGAGAAUAGUCCUUUAAAAAGGGGGAAUAGUCCUUUAAAGAAGAGAAAUAGUCCUUUAAAGAGGGGGAAUAGUCCUCUAAAGAAGAGGAAUAGACCUUUAAAGAGGAGAAAUAGUCCUUUAAAGAGGGAGAAUAGUCCUUUAAAAAGGGGGAAUAGUCCUUUAAAGAAGAGAAAUAGUCCUUUAAAGAGGGGGAAUAGUCCUCUAAAGAAGAGGAAUAGACCUUUAAAGAGGAGAAAUAGUCCUUUAAAGAGGGGGAAUAGUCCUUUAAAGAAGAGGAAUAGUCCUUUAAAGAGGGAGACUAGACCUUUAAAGAGGGGGAAUAGUCCUUUAAAGAGGGGAAAUAGUCCUUUAAAGAGGGAGAAUAGUCCUUUAAAGAAGAGGAAUAGUCCUUUAAAGAGGAGAAAUAGUCCUUUAAAGAGGGAGAGUAGUCCUUUAAAGAGGGGGAAUAGUCCUUUAAAGAAGAGGAAUAGUCCUUUAAAGAGGAGAAAUAGUCCUUUAAAGAGGGAGAAUAGUCCUUUAAAAAGGGGGAAUAGUCCUUUAAAGAAGAGGAAUAGUCCUAUAAAGAGGAGAAAUAGUCCUUUAAAGAGGGAGAAUAGUCCUUUAAAAAGGGGGAAUAGUCCUUUAAAGAAGAGAAAUAGUCCUUUAAAGAGGGGGAAUAGUCCUCUAAAGAAGAGGAAUAGACCUUUAAAGAGGAGAAAUAGUCCUUUAAAGAGGGAGACUAGACCUUUAAAGAGGGGGAAUAGUCCUUUAAAGAGGGGAAAUAGUCCUUUAAAGAGGGAGAAUAGUCCUUUAAAGAAGAGGAAUAGUCCUUUAAAGAGGAGAAAUAGUCCUUUAAAGAGGGAGAAUAGUCCUUUAAAGAAGAGGAAUAGUCCUUUAAAGAGGAGAAAUAGUCCUUUAAAGAGGGAGAAUAGUCCUUUAAAGAGGGGGAAUAGUCCUCUUAAGAAGAGGAAUAGACCUUUAAAGAGGAGAAAUAGUCCUUUAAAGAGGGGGAAUAGUCCUUUAAAGAAGAGGAAUAGUCCUUUAAAGAGGGAGACUAGACCUUUAAAGAGGGGGAAUAGUCCUUUAAAGAGGGGGAAUAGUCCUUUAAAGAGGGAGAAUAGUCCUUUAAAGAGGGAGAAUAGUCCUUUAAAGAGGGAGGGAGAAUAGAUCUUUAAAAAGGGGGAAUAGUCCUUUAAAGAAGAGGAAUAGUCCUUUAAAGAGGAGAAAUAGUCCUUUAAAGAGGGAGAAUAGUCCUUUAAAGAAGAGGAAUAGUCCUUUAAAGAGGAGAAAUAGUCCUUUAAAAAGGGAGAAUAGUCCUUUAAAGAGGGGGAAUAGUCCUUUAAAGAAGAGGAAUAGUCCUUUAAAGAGGAGAAAUAGUCCUUUAAAGAGGGAGAAUAGUCCUUUAAAGAAGAGGAAUAGUCCUUUAAAGAGGAGAAAUAGUCCUUUAAAGAGGGAGAAUAGUCCUUUAAAAAGGGGGAAUAGUCCUUUAAAGAAGAGAAAUAGUCCUUUAAAGAGGGGGAAUAGUCCUCUAAAGAAGAGGAAUAGACCUUUAAAGAGGAGAAAUAGUCCUUUAAAGAGGGGGAAUAGUCCUUUAAAGAGGGAGAAUAGUCCUUUAAAGAGGGAGAAUAGUCCUUUAAAAAGGGGGAAUAGUCCUUUAAAGAAGAGGAACAGUCCUCUAAAAAGGGGGAAUAGUCCUUAAAAGAGGGAGAAUAGUCCUUUAAAGAAGAGGAAUAGUCCUUUAAAGAGGGGGAAUAGUCCUUUAAAGAGGGAGAAUAGUCCUUUAAAGAGGGAGAAUAGUUCUUUAAAGAAGAGGAACAGUCCUCUAAAAAGGGGGAAUAGUUCUCUAGAGAGGAGGAAUAGACCUUUAAAGAGGGAGAAAUAGUCCUUUAAAGAAGAGGAACAGUCCUCUAAAAAGGGGGAAUAGUUCUCUAGAGAGGAGGAAUAGACCUUUAAAGAGGGAGAAUAGUCCUUUAAAGAAGAGGAAUAGUCCUUUAAAGAAGAGGAACAGUCCUCUAAAAAGGGGGAAUAGACCUUUAAAGAGGGAGACUAGUCCUUUAAAUAAGAGGAACAGUCCUCUAAAGAGGGGGAAUAGACCUUUAAAGAAGGAGAAUAGUCCUUUAAAGAGGGGGAAUAGUCCUUUAAAGAGGGAGAAUAGUCCUUUAAAGAGGGGGAAUAGUCCUUUAAAGAGGGAGAAUAGUCCUUUAAAGAGGGGGAAUAGUCCUUUAAAGAGGGAGAAUAGUCCUUUAAAAAGGGGGAAUAGUCCUUUAAAGAAGGGGAAUAGUCCUUUAAAUGUUUAAAGGUUCAGGAUGUCUCUCUCUCUCCCUCUGUUUCUCUCUCUCUCCCUCUGUCUCUCUGUCUCUCUCUGUCUGUCCCUCAGCUCUCUGUGAGGACUGGACUCGUCUCCACACGGAGGACGACCUCUUCAGGAGUCUGUUCGGACGUUACAGCAAGUGGACCCGCCCGGCGAGAAACGUCAGCGACGUGGUCAUCGUGAAGUUCGGCCUCUCCAUCGCUCAGCUCAUCGACGUGGUCAGAACUUCUCUCUUCCUCUCUGUCUUAUUCGGAGACACUCUGAAGCUUCACUCAUCAGCUCUUCUGUUUGUCCUUCACAACAGGAUGAGAAGAACCAGAUGAUGACCACCAACGUUUGGCUGAAGCAGGUAAAGACUCGGAGGAUUUUGUCUUGUGUGUUUGUGAGAAGGAUCUCCUAACCUGAGCUGGUGUCUGCAGGAGUGGACGGACUACAAGCUGCAGUGGACGCCCUCAGACUUCGACAACGUGACGUCCAUCAGAGUUCCCUCAGAGCUCAUCUGGGUGCCGGACAUCGUGCUCUACAACAAGUAAGAACCAGCGCUUGAGUGUUGCAGAGGUCAGAAACCCUCGGUGAUCUUCUCAGACGUUAAACCAGAUUUCUCUCCGAGGGAAAGGUCGUCUCUCUACAGUCGUGUUUUCAGAUGAACCAUAAAGUGUGAGGGUGAUUGUAAUUUUCUGCAUGUUGAAUAUUGAAAGGGUGGGAUCACUGCUCUGUAACGGACAGACUCUCUGCAGGUGAAAUGAUCUGUAGUGAUCAAUUACCUGCUUGAUCUGUAACAAGCUGCUGCAGAGCUCCUGAAGAGAGAAGGUCAGGUGGAGCAGCUUCAUCGUUUCACAGGAUUUCUGCAGGUUCCUGAGUGAGAAAUGCAAAUCAGACCUCCGACUUAAUGAGGCCGAUUCCAGCGCUGUUGCAUCACACUCUUGUGGUCUGGUUCCUCCCCCCCACGGGGCGCCAGGAAGUGUUCAGUCUGAGCUGAAACUUCCUCCUCCUCUUCCUCCUCUUCCUCCCUCUGCACUUGUUUAAAUAAAGUUGCAUCAUGGGUGUCGCGUCGCGAACAUCCAGUCAUCAAUAAUUAAUGUGAGUCUGUGUGAAUUAGAAACAGCCAGAGGAUCAAUGUUCCCCAUCGGAGAGAGAGACACCGAGGAGGAGGGGGAGGAGAGGAGAGGAGGAGGAGGAGGAGAGGAGGGAGAGGAGAGGAGGAGAAGAGUUUUCAGUCUGUGGAGCAGAAAAAAAGACAAAGGAGACACUUUUAUCGGAGGAAACUUCAGUUCAGGAGUCUGAUCCUCUCUCUAUACCUCUCUCUCUUUUUUAUCUCUUCUUUCCUCUCUCUCUCCCUUCCUCUCUCCUCUUUCCUCCCCCCUCUCUCUCUCUUCUUUCCUUCCUCUCUCUCUCUCUCUCUCUCUCUCUCUCCCUCUCUCUCUCUCCCUCCCUGUCUUCCUCUCUCCCUCUUCCUCCCUCUCUCUCCCUCUCUCUCUCCCUCCCUCCCUCCCUCUCUCUUCCUCUCUCUCUCUCUCUCUCCCUCUCUCUUCCUCUCUCUCUCUCUUUUCUCUCUCUCUCCCCCUCUCUCUUUUCUCUCUCUUCUUUCCUCCCUCUCUCUCUCUUCUUUCCUUCCCCUCUCUCUCUCUCCCUCUCUCUCUCUCUCUCUCUCUCUUCUCUCCUCUCUCUCUCUCUCUCUCUCCCUCUCUCCCUCUCUCUCUCUCUCUUUGUUUCUUCACCUGAAAAUGAAAAACCUUAAAUCUCAUCAAACAGAAACUCAGAAGUCUCUGACCUUCUCUGGUUCUGACCCGCCGUUGGUCUUGUUCUUGCAGUGACCCGGUUCUGAUCCCCUCCUGUUUCCUGGUCUGCAGGUCCGGACUCUGACCCCGCCUCCUCCAUCUUUCCCUGAAACUCCACUUCCUGUCUCAGCGUUCUUCUCUUCCUCCUCCUCAGUGCAGACGGAGAGUUCGCCGUCACCCACAUGACCAAGGCCCACCUCUUCCACACGGGUCGGGUCCGCUGGGUUCCCCCCGCCAUCUACAAGUCGUCCUGCUCCAUCGACGUCACCUUCUUCCCCUUCGACCAGCAGAGCUGCAAGAUGAAGUUCGGCUCCUGGACGUACGACCGCGCCAAGAUCGACCUGGAGCCGUUUGAGACCACGGUGGACCUGAAGGUCAGACUCCACGUCCACGCACACACACACACGCACGCACCGACCACGCGUUGGACUCAAACUCCUCUGACUUUCAGAACUACUGGGAGAGCGGCGAGUGGGCCAUCGUCAACGCCGUGGGCACCUACAACAUCAAGAAGUACGACUGCUGCCACGAGAUCUACCCCGACAUCACGUACUACUUCGUCAUCCGCCGCCUCCCGCUCUUCUACACCAUCAACCUCAUCAUCCCCUGCCUCCUCAUCUCCUGCCUCACCGUCCUCGUCUUCUACCUGCCCUCCGACUGCGGCGAGAAGAUCACGCUGUGCAUCUCCGUGCUGCUGUCGCUCACCGUCUUCCUGCUGCUCAUCACGGAGAUCAUCCCGUCCACGUCGCUGGUCAUCCCGCUGAUCGGCGAGUAUCUGCUCUUCACCAUGAUCUUCGUCACGCUGUCCAUCGUCAUCACCGUCUUCGUGCUGAACGUGCACCAUCGCUCCUCGGCCACUCACAGGAUGCCACGCUGGGUUCGCAGCCUGUUCCUGUCGGCGGUCCCGCGCUGGCUGUGCAUGAAGCGUCCGGUCCACAGGUCGGCAGGGAUGGGGGGGUAUUUCAGGAUUAUGUUACAAUGCAUUGUGGGAAUUAUAGACGGAUUGAUCAAGAGAAUCUCACUUUCCCUCUCUCUGUCUCAGGCGCCGUCACCUCGCUGAAAAACUCCUCCCACUCCGCUCUCCAGGAUCCUCCUACUUCAACCCCACCUGGAUCACUCAGGAGUCCGACAUCGAUCUCCAUGGUUACGAGAACGCCAACCUUCGCCACAGCAGCCACCAGCUGGACUUGUUGGGCGCCAAAGAGGAAGUGAAGUUCUGCGACCUCCACAGCUUCUCCAACAGCGAUCACCUGGAGAGGUUCGGGGCGAAGGUUUGCGGUCAGCAGAGGAUUUCCUCGCUCUCGCCGCCGUCAGCCCGAUGCCUCGGCUACACCAUCCUCCCGGAGAGACGCUCCACCUUCAGCCUGGACUGGGACGCCCCUCCUGUGGAGCCUGGUACGAUCCAGACCUCGGCGUCUUCUGUUCUGUCUCCGGCGGUGGUUUCGGCUCUCGAAGGGGUGACCUACAUCGCCGAGCAUCUCAGAGCGGAGGACGCCGACUUCUCGGUGAGUCAUGACGCUCAGAGGUGGAUCAGACGGUUUUCAGGACUUUGACCCUCUCUGUCUCUGCAGGUGAAAGAAGACUGGAAGUACGUGGCCAUGGUGGUGGACCGGAUCUUCCUCUGGAUGUUCAUCAUCGUGUGUCUGCUCGGGACCAUCGGACUCUUCCUGCCGCCGUGGCUCUCCGGGAUGUUCUAGGAGAAACUCUGAGAGGUCAUGUGAUCCUACUGGGAGACGAACCGGAGCGGCUGAUUGGACAGAGCUGCUUACCUGCAUGAAACAAACUAUUAGAUACCAAUCAAUAGAAGUAUUGAUGAUACUAAACUGUCCGUGUCCUCUUUACAGCCGUGGUCGAGAGUUUCGAGAACGACACAAAUAUUCAGUUUUUUAAGGCGGUAAUCUGCAGAUACUCCAGAAUGUUCUGAGCAGUGAUCAGAUUAAAGUCCUUAAAGGAUCAGCUGAGAUCAUUUCAGUGAUCCUCUCGUUAACACAGGUGAGAGUGUUGAUGAGGACGAGGCUGGAGAUCGAUCUGUCCGACUGAUGGAGUAGGAAUAACAGAAGGUGGAGCUCCAAAUCACUGCUCCUCUUCUGUUGACCAGGAAACACCUGCGGUCUUUACUUCGGCUUCACAGGGAAGGAUAUCGCUGUUAGUCAGAUCACACCCAGAACAAUCAUUAAUCAGAUCAUCAAGAUCUUCAAGGAGAGAGGUUCAGUUAUUGUGAAGAAGUCCAUCAAGAGUCAGGACUGUCUCCUAAAGUGGAUUCAGCUGCAGGGACGGGGAACCACGAGUACAGAGUUCAGGUGAGGAGAAGGACAGCAAAGGAGAACAUCAGGGACAGACGGAUAUUCUCUGAUUGUUUGUAGAAGAGAAGGUGAGUGCCACCAUCAGCCCUGACAGCAGUAAAGCAUCCUGGGAUUGUUCAUGAGAGGGUUUCUUCUCAGUCAGGGGAGUGGGCUCACAAACACAGUCAUGAAUGAAGAACCAAAACAUCCUCAGAGAGCGACUUCUCCAACCAUCAAAGAUCAGUUUGGUGACGAACAACGAUGGAGACGAUGGAGCGCCUCACCAUGAGGACAAAGUCAGAACUAAAACUACAGAUUUGAGGUCUCCAAUCCUCAGAUCUUAAUCCCACAGAGACCUCGUGGUCAAUCCUCAACAAACAAAAACUUGUUUGUAUUUAAACUUUAACACAGAAACAUCGGAGAAAAGAUCGGAAAACACCGAAGCAGCAGAGUUUGUGAAAAUGUCUGUUUGUGUCAUUCUUGAAAACGUUCGUCCACGGCUGUAGAUCCUGGUCUGCAGGAGGACCUGGUCGAACCUUCACUGUUUGAUCUGUUUUAUAACCAGCUGGAAACUCCUCCUACCAGCUUUAACCAACAGGACUGAGAGGUUAGCUGGACUCCAGAGACACCCUGUUCAGGGGGUCUCUGAGGGUCAUCAGCGCUCACGUUCAGGUGUCGGAGGGUCAACUCUCUCCUCUCUUAUUAAACAGAAAUCUUGACGACC